This is a messenger RNA of Globicephala melas (long-finned pilot whale), 3743 nucleotides long. RefSeq names its product SDA1 domain containing 1 (gene SDAD1). Gene Ontology annotation, cellular component: nucleolus. The record is from RefSeq and is a predicted model, not a curated record. Lineage: Eukaryota; Metazoa; Chordata; Mammalia; Artiodactyla; Delphinidae. Gene Ontology annotation, biological process: ribosomal large subunit biogenesis; ribosomal large subunit export from nucleus.
GCCGCCGGCCGAACUACCCAUGUGCUGUUUCCGGUCGUACUCGGAAGUACGACUCCCAGCCGUAGCUGGGACUCUCGGCAAUUGCCAGCGGUGUGGGUUUUCUUAAAACUGCUCGUCGCGGAGCCAGUCAGCAGCUAACAUGUCUAGCAGAAACAAUAACAAGCUGCCCAGCAACCUGCCGCAGUUACAGAAUCUGAUCAAGCGAGACCCGCCGGCUUACGUGGAGGAGUUUCUACAGCAGUAUAAUCACUACAAAUCCAAUGUGGAGAUUUUCAAAUUACAACCAAAUAAACCCAGCAAAGAACUGGCAGAGCUGGUGAUGUUUAUGGCACAGAUUGGUCACUGUUAUCCAGAACAUUUAAGUAACUUUCCUCAAGAGCUGAAAGAUCUUCUCUCUUACAACCACACUGUCUUGGAUCCAGAUCUCCGAAUGACAUUUUGCAAAGCUUUGAUCUUGCUGAGAAAUAAGAAUCUCAUCAAUCCAUCAAGUUUGCUAGAACUCUUCUUUGAACUUCUACGUUGCCACGAUAAGCUCCUUCGAAAGACUUUAUAUACUCAUAUUGUGACUGAUAUCAAGAAUAUAAAUGCAAAACACAAGAACAAUAAAGUGAAUGUAGUAUUGCAGAAUUUCAUGUAUACCAUGUUAAGAGAUAGCAAUGCAACUGCAGCCAAGAUAUCUUUGGAUGUGAUGAUUGAACUCUACAGAAGAAACAUCUGGAAUGAUGCCAAAACUGUCAAUGUGAUCACCACAGCAUGUUUCUCUAAGGUCACCAAGAUAUUAGUUGCUGCUUUGACGUUCUUCCUUGGAAAAGAUGAAGAGGAGAAACAGGACAGUGACUCAGAAUCUGAGGAUGAAGGACCAACAGCAAGAGACCUGCUAGUGCAGUAUGCCACAGGGAAGAAAAGCUCCAAAAACAAGAAAAAGUUGGAAAAGGCUAUGAAAGUCCUCAAGAAACAAAAGAAGAAAAAAAAACCGGAGGUGUUUAACUUUUCAGCUAUUCACUUGAUUCAUGAUCCCCAAGAUUUUGCAGAAAAACUACUGAAGCAGCUAGAGAGCUCUAAGGAGAGGUUUGAAGUGAAGAUGAUGCUCAUGAACCUCAUCUCCAGAUUGGUGGGAAUUCACGAGCUUUUUCUCUUCAACUUCUACCCCUUUGUGCAGAGGUUUCUGCAGCCCCACCAAAGAGAAGUAACGAAGAUCCUUCUGUUUGCUGCACAGGCAUCUCAUCACUUAGUACCCCCAGAGAUCAUGCAGUCAUUGCUCAUGACUGUGGCCAACAAUUUUGUAACCGACAAGAACUCUGGAGAGGUCAUGACAGUAGGAAUCAAUGCUAUAAAAGAGAUAACAGCUCGAUGUCCUCUAGCCAUGACUGAAGAACUUCUCCAAGACCUGGCUCAGUAUAAAACACACAAAGAUAAGAAUGUGAUGAUGUCUGCUAGAACUUUGAUUCAGCUCUUCCGAACACUGAAUCCUCAGAUGUUACAGAAGAAAUUCCGGGGUAAGCCUACAGAGGCCUCCAUAGAAGCAAGAGUGCAAGAAUAUGGAGAACUAGAUGCUAAAGAUUACAUUCCAGGAGCAGAAGUUCUGGAAGUUGAAAAAGAAGAAAAAAAUGCUGAAGAUGAUGAAGAUGAGUGGGAAAACACGAGUCUCAGUGACGAGGCAGUUUCUGAUGGCGAAUGGGUUGACGUGCACCAUUCUUCCGAUGAAGAACAGAAAGAAAUCUCUGAGAAGCUGAACAGCAUGCCCUUGGAGGAGCGGAAAGCCAAAGCCGUGGCCGUCAGCACUAGCCGAGUGUUAAGUCAGGAAGACUUCCAGAAAAUCCGAAUGGCCCAAAUGAGGAAAGAACUCGACGCUGCCCCUGGGAAAGCCCAAAAGAGGAAAUACAUCGAAAUAGACAGUGAUGAGGAGCCCAGGGGUGAGUUACUUUCUCUUCGGGACAUUGAACGCCUUCAUAAAAAGCCAAAGUCUGACAAGGAGACAAGACUAGCAACUGCAAUGGCUGGAAAAACAGACCGAAAAGAAUUUGUGAGGAGAAAAACCAAAAUGAAUCCAUUUUCCAGUUCCACGAAUAAGGAGAAGAAAAAGCAGAAGAACUUCAUGAUGAUGCGGUAUAGUCAUAACGUCCGGUCAAAAAAUAAGCGUUCCUUCCGAGAAAAGCAGCUGGCGUUACGAGAUGCUCUCUUGAAAAAGAGAAAAAGAAUGAAGUAACUUCCAAGCAAGUUUUCCAUUCCAGGGAGAAUGCUAAAUUCGUGUCAUUACUCUGAAAACUAGUACAUUUAGAAUGUUUACAUUAAAAAGUCCAAAAGCACUAUAUUGUGAAAACCACAGUAAACUUGGUAGCUUCUGGUGUUCUUAUUUUAGAGAUGGGUAGGGGUGGGAAUGUUUGAAAUGUAAACAGUAAUGGUGUUGUAAAAUCAUUUUCAUUUAGUGUUCAUGCAAAAAAAAAAAUACAUAUAUAUAUAUAGAGAGAGAGUGCCUAUUAAUUGUCACUGAAGAUAUAAAAUUGAAUGAGCCACAACUCCUCACUCAAGGUAUUUAUAGCCUGUUUGUAGGAUGGGGCAAGGGGCAAGUAUGUAUCUGUGUAUUUACAGUGUUGUAUAAAUAGUUCUCUAGUAGAGAUAGGUUCAUGCUUCUAUGGGGUCACAGAGGCCUUAUGGACUAACUCUGCAGGGGAUGGGAGUUAUACAUUCUCUUAAAACAGGACAAUGUUACAAGAGUAAGAGGAUCUUACUUGUAAAUAGGCUUACCUGCUGAAAACAGGUCCCUGCUGUACAGGUUUUGGGUAGACAAUAUAGCUUUUUUAGUCCAUCCAUCCAAAAGAUGUAAUUUUUUUUUUAAUGCCAGAUACUGGCUUUUUGGUUAAAACCUUGCUUUUUACAUUGCCUUACGUAUAAAUAGUAAUCUUGGAGUGGCCUCAGUUCAUCAUUUGGGCUGCUCAUUCUUCCAUAGAGGAAAAAGAAAUUAGAUUGGUUUCCUCAGCCUUCCUUCACCCUGUAAUAUUUUCAUCCCACCGUUUGCCAUGUCUCACUCAAUAAAAGGUUUCUAAUGUCAAAUAGGUACUCUGUGCUGAGUGGUGUGUGUUGUCUCCCUUCACUAGGUGUGCUUGAGUAGAUUUCAGGGGUCACCGCACGAGAGCCGUGGUCAGCUGUUUGCAAGUUGUUGCGUUUGGAAAUAGUUUGGUGCCCUUUGUCUCAGAUUUCUUAGGUAGUGUGGUAGUUGGGGAAAUUGCUUCAAGCUAGAGGAAAAGGCAAUUUUCUGCCCACUCAGCAGCUUCUAAGACCACUUUUCUUACUCCUUUUCCAGCGUCUUCUGUUCACUUUCUCAGUUUAACUUCAGUUUUAUUUGAAUGAAACUUUGUGACUUUUCCUAAGACGCCCCAUACCAUUGGGGAUUAGUUAUGAAGACCUUGCGGUUUACUGAUUAAAUUGCACUGGCCUAGUGAGAGGAGCCCUCAGUCAACCCCCAGCAGCUUCAGCGAUUCACAGGAAGUGUCCGAUGCACGUCUGAACGUUUCAGACCUGAAACUCCUCUCUUCUCUCUUUGCAUUUUUGAACUGGGUGUCUCCUUAUGUGUCUAGCUCCAGAGAGAAGUAAAUAAAAUUCAAAAUGGCCAGCUACCUAGGGUCUGUAGCUUUGCUGUGUAGAUUGUGAUGAUGCCCGGAACUUCCAUCCUUCCCCUAGACUUUCCCACCCCGCUUAGCUGCCAAGAGCCCAGUCCGUUCUGUGUUCUGACUUCUGUUCUUCUA